This is a messenger RNA of Coregonus clupeaformis (lake whitefish), 1212 nucleotides long. RefSeq lists its product as uncharacterized. The transcript is spliced from 2 exons. The record is from RefSeq and is a predicted model, not a curated record. Bases 1 to 1212 code for a protein of 403 amino acids. NCBI's taxonomy places the organism in Eukaryota, Metazoa, Chordata, Actinopteri, Salmoniformes, Salmonidae.
AUGACGACUAAAGCUGCUCCCACAACAACCACUGUUUCCCUUACAACAACAACAGCUGUUGGUUUGAUUACAACAGUUGUGGCUACAACACCAGCCAUCCGCACAACAACCACAGCUGCUCCCACAACAACAACAGCCACAGCUCCGACAACCACAGCCAUCCUCACAACAACCACAUAUGCUCCCACAACAACCACAGCAAAUCCAACGACCACAACAGCUUCCUCUACAACAACGCCAGCUGCUCCAACAACUACAACAGCUUCCCCUACAACAACCACAGCUGUUCCCACAUCAACCACAGCUGCUACCAAAACAACCACAUCUGCAUCGACAACAACCACAGCUACAGCUCCGACACCCACAGCCAUCCCCACAACAACCACAGCUGCUCCCACAACAAACACAGAUGCCCCCACAACAACCACAUCUUCCCCGACAACAACUACAGCAGCUCCAACGACCACAACAGCUUCAUCUACAACAAUCACAGCUGCUCCAACAACAACCACUGCUGCUGCUAUGACAACAAAUGCUGCGGCUAUAACAACUAAAGCCGUCCACACAUCAACAACAGCUGCUCCCACAACAACAUCAACAACAUCAGAUGCUAUGAUAACAACCACUGCAGCACCAACGAUGACUACAACUGCUCCUACAACAACCACAGAUACACCAACAACAACAACAUCUUCACCAACAACAACUACAAACAACCAAAGUUGUCCCCACAACAACCACAGCUGCUCCCACAACAACCACAGAUGCACCCACACCAACCACAUUUUCUCUGAAAACAACUACAGCAGCUCCCACAACCACAACAGCUGCUGCUACACCAACCACAUCUGCACCAACAACAACCACAGCCACAGCUCCAACAACCACAGCCGUCCACACAACAACCACAGCUGCUCCCACAACAACCACAGAUGCACACACAAGAACCACAUCAUCUCCGAACAUAGCAGCUUCCUCUACAACAACCAAAGCCAGCCCCACAACAACCACAGUUGUUCCCAUAACAACCACAGAUGCACCCCCAACAACCACAUUCUCUCAGACAACUACAGCAGCUCCCAUAACCACAAGAGCUUCCCCGACAACAACCACAAGAGCUUCCCCUACAACGACCACAGCUGCACCCAUGACAAUCACAGCUGCUCCCACAUCAACUACAUCUGCACCGACAACAACCAUAGCCACAGUUAA